GCUCCAAGAUUAUAUUUGUGUAUUAAUAACGAGUUACACCAUGCUUACCCCCGAGAAUCUUUACAUUCCCGCUGGCAAUGGGGCAAUUGAUAUACCCGAUGUAAAAAUAUAUUUACUGCCCCAGCUCACCAUCUGGUUAAACAAUGCAUCAUUGCACCUGUGCCGACAAUCGAGCACGACCCAGGACUAUCUCCAUUGAAAUAUUGGGCCAGACCCGUCCGGCUUCUGUCGCUAAACAAUUGUGCUAUGGCCCGCCAACAAUUCCUCCCUUCGAGCUCGGCUUCCCUCGAUGAUUUAUUGUACCCAGACCUAGUGCCCAACCAGUUAUCGCUCUCAGGCUCCGCCCUUUUCCCGGUGCCCGGGCCCACUAUUACCACGGCUCCCGGCGCUGGUCUUUGCCACCCCUCCGGUUCUGUCACAACCCGGAAUGAAGUCUAUAUCCGUGACAGUUCCCAGCGCCCGGGCUCGUUAUCGAUCCUCGUCCCCGACUCCCGGGCUUCACCCUCCUCCUGGCACCUAGGCCGACUAUUGCGCCCGAGGCCUGAUAUCUCUCCCGGUCACCGGCUCACGAGCUCCAUCCUCCUCCCCCAUUAUUGCCCGGCUCUCGGAGCUGGGCCUUCGCCUCUCGUCCGGUGCCCAGUGUCCGGGCCCGCUAUUUCCCCGACUCUCGGUUGUGGGUCUUCUCUUCUCCUCUGGUUCCCGGCGCCCGGGCUCGAUAUUGCCCCCAAAUCCCAGCGCCUAGGCCCAAAAUUGCCUUUCACUCCUGGUACCCGCUUGCGCACUACUGUUCCCGGCGCCCGGCACCCAAAUCCACAAAGACUCCCCCUCAUUGAUCUAUGGCUUCCUCUCCCCCUGUACAUGUGUCAUGCCCUCUCUUCAAUCAAUCUCUAUGUGGCAAGGGUGAUCCCAUUAGGCAAAAACAUGGUUGACAUGUGUACAACCAUGUGGCGGGCACAUGUGGGCAUAGAUGACACAUGUCUAGUGACGUGUCCUUCUUUCAUCUCCGACACCGACACCCGUCCUCCCGUUGUCCCUCAGGUAGGUACUAUUUAACUUGCUCAUGCUCUCCAGUGGAAGGUAAGGCAAGAGACCCGGGAAAGUACCAUGAUAGUGCCCGCCUUAAUCAGUGACUCUCAUCUCCCGGACUCACCUCGUGCAAACACCUUGUAAACUGUUCAAUCCCCGACAUAAGGGUCUAACUUGAGUGUCGGCUGGCGAGUCUUUUUUUGAAGGAAGCGAUCAGAGGCAACAUCACGAAGUAUGGUUACGAUAAAGGGACACUUUAAAU
Molecule: messenger RNA, 1288 nt
Organism: Linum trigynum
Lineage: Eukaryota; Viridiplantae; Streptophyta; Magnoliopsida; Malpighiales; Linaceae
Source: the annotation of a GenBank genome assembly